Messenger RNA from Aspergillus luchuensis, 2610 nucleotides. RefSeq names its product putative cell surface protein (gene cspA). NCBI's taxonomy places the organism in Eukaryota, Fungi, Ascomycota, Eurotiomycetes, Eurotiales, Aspergillaceae. The transcript is spliced from 3 exons. The coding region runs from base 1 to 2610 and encodes 869 amino acids. The record is from RefSeq and is a predicted model, not a curated record.
AUGGUUAAGGGAGGUGUCGCAUUACUGGCCUUUGCUGGCCCAGCUCUGGCAGGAGUCAUUGCUCGCGGUGGAGAGCCUGAUGUCAAAACCGUCGUCGGCCCCAACUUCCCUGUGGGUACUGGCACGGCCCCGCCUCCCCCUCCUAUCCAGUUUCCUACUGGUACUGCGCCUCAGCCCAAGCCUACCACCAGCCAUGGGACUGCUCCUAUUAAGCCUACCACCAGCCAUGGGACUGCUCCUAUUAAGCCUACCACCAGCCAUGGGACUGCUCCUAUUAAGCCUACCACCAGCCAUGGGACGGCUCCUAUUAAGCCUACCACCAGUCAUGGUACGGCUCCUAUCAAGCCUACCACUAGUCAUGGUACGGCUCCUAUCAAGCCUACCACUAGUCAUGGUACGGCUCCUAUCAAGCCUACCACUAGUCAUGGUACGGCCCCUAUCAAGCCGACUACUAGUCAUGGAACGGCCCCUAUCAAGCCGACCACCAGUCAUGGUACUGCUCCUAUCAAGCCGACCACCAGUCAUGGUACGGCUCCUAUCAAGCCUACCACUAGUCAUGGUACGGCUCCUAUCAAGCCUACCACUAGUCAUGGUACGGCCCCUAUCAAGCCGACUACUAGUCAUGGAACGGCCCCUAUCAAGCCGACCACCAGUCAUGGUACUGCUCCUAUCAAGCCGACCACCAGUCAUGGUACGGCUCCUAUCAAGCCUACCACUAGUCAUGGUACGGCCCCUAUCAAGCCGACCACCAGUCAUGGUACUGCUCCUAUCAAGCCGACCACCAGUCAUGGUACGGCUCCUAUCCAGCCCACCACCAGUCAUGGAACGGCUCCUAUCCAGCCCACCACCAGUCAUGGAACGGCUCCUAUCCAGCCCACCACCAGUCAUGGUACCGCUCCUAUCAAGCCGGUCACUACUGAAACUACUGUCGGCCCCAUUCCCACUAACGGCACAACGGUGAUCCCACCUGCAACCGUUACUACCCAUACGCCUGUACCAAUCCAGAACAGCACCGUUAUUCCCACUCAGUCCACUCAGCCGCCAUUCCAGAACACCACGGUUCCUGUUGUUCCUAUUGUUCCUGGCGAGAGCACUGUCCCUGCUGUUCCUGGCGAGAGCACUGUCCCUGCUGUUCCUGGCGAGACCAGUGUCCCCGUUGUUCCUGGCGAGAGCACUGUUCCUGCUGUUCCUGGUGAGACCAGUGUCCCCGUUGUUCCCGGCGAGAGCACUGUUCCUGCUGUUCCUGGUGAGACCAGUGUCCCCGUUGUUCCCGGCGAGAGCACUGUUCCUGCUGUUCCUGGUGAGACCAGUGUCCCCGUUGUUCCCGGCGAGAGCACUGUUCCUGCUGUUCCUGGUGAGACCAGUGUCCCCGUUGUUCCUGGCGAGAGCACUGUUCCUGCUGUUCCUGGUGAGACCAGUGUCCCCGUUGUUCCCGGCGAGAGCACUGUUCCUGCUGUUCCUGGUGAGACCAGUGUCCCCGUUGUUCCCGGCGAGAGCACUGUUCCUGCUGUUCCUGGUGAGACCAGUGUCCCCGUUGUUCCCGGCGAGAGCACUGUUCCUGCUGUUCCUGGUGAGACCAGUGUGCCCGUUGUUCCCGGCGAGAGCACUGUUCCUGCUGUUCCUGGUGAGACCAGUGUGCCCGUUGUUCCCGGCGAGAGCACUGUUCCUGCUGUUCCUGGUGAGACCAGUGUCCCCGUUGUUCCCGGCGAGAGCACUGUUCCUGCUGUUCCUGGUGAGACCAGUGUGCCCGUUGUUCCCGGCGAGAGCACUGUUCCUGCUGUUCCUGGUGAGACCAGUGUGCCUGCUGUUCCUGGCCAGUCUACCGUCCCCGCUGUUCCUGGUGUUUCGACAAGUGCUGUUCCUGGCGAGACCAGCGUCCCUGGAGUUUCUACCAGUGGCGUUCCCGGCGAGACUAGCGUCCCUGGAGCCUCUACGAGCGUCGUCCCUGGUGAGACUGCUGUCCCUGGAGCCUCCACGAGCGUUGUCCCUGGUGAGACCACUGUUCCCGGUGCUUCCAGCGUUGUACCUGGUGCUUCCGGCGAGACGUCCGUGCCUGGAGAGACUGCUGUGCCUGGAGAGACUGCUGUGCCCGGCGAGACUGCUGUGCCCGGCGAGACUGCUGUGCCCGGCACCUCGGCUGCUCCUGGAGAAUCUACUGCCACUGGUGUCUCGCCCGUCACCCCUGAACAAACCGCUGCCACUGGUGUCUCGCCCGUCUCUCCUGGAGAGACCGCCACCGGCGUUUCUCCCGUCAGCCCCGAAGAGACUACCGCUACUGGCGUUUCUCCCGUCAGCCCCGAGGAGACCACCGCCACUGGUGUCUCCCCAGUUAGCCCCGAAGAGACUACCGGCGCGACCGGCGUCUCCCCCGUCACUCCUGGAGAGACCGCUGCCACCGGCGUUUCUCCCGUUACACCCGGCGAGACCACCGGCGCAACUGGCGUCUCCCCCGUCACUCCCGGUGAAACCACCGGUGUCUCUCCCGUUACCCCCGGCGAGACCACCGGCGCGACGGGUGUCUCCCCAGCCUUCACUGGCGCCGCCUCCUCAAACAUGCAGCCCGCGGCUGGCUUCCUGGCGGCCGUCAUGGGUGUCAUGGCUCUCCUCUAA